GUUGCGGUUUAAGCGCCUUGUUCAUCCGGAGGAGUUGCUGCUUUGCUCCUUUCGACUUUGAUUUCGCCUCUGCAAGCAUUGAUACUCUGAAGCUCUGAGUAGUGGAAGCCAUGUUUUCGUCUCUCUCAGCUCCUUCCUCACUCUCUUCUUCGUUGAUUUCUUCGUUCGUCGCCGACAAAGCACCUCCGGUCACCGGAUCUCUGAUUCCUCGUCGCGAUCUUAUUUCUGUUCGUGUCAAAGCUAGCUCAAGUCAGAAUGGUUCCGAUUAUUGUUUUCCGGAAAAGCUCAAAUCUUUUGCUAAAUCAGCAAUUCUCAUUGGCGCUGCUGUUUCCAUGACCGGAAAGUUCGCAACUUUACCGGUGAAAGCGGAGUCUCCGGUUACGACGACCGAAGAAACCUUCGAGGAAGUGAAAGACGAGAAAUUGUCUGAGAUCGAAACUUCUUCGCCAUUGUCUGAGCUUCUAGACUCUACUCCUGAAGCCGUCGAAACGCUCAGAUCACUCCUGCAGCAGAAGCUAGAGAAAGGAGAAGAUGAGGAAGCUCUCAAGCUACUAGAGAGGCUCGUAACGGCACAACCAGAGGAAACAGAGUGGAAGUUUUUGAUGGCGAGGCUAUUAGGAGAAAUGGGUCGCGUGGAAAACGCACGCCAAAUGUUCGAGGAAAUUCUCCGACAAAAGCCACUCUCGUUCGAGGCUUUAUUCGAGAACGCAUUGCUCAUGGACAGGUCCGGGGAAGGAAAUGCAGUGCUGCAGAGGCUGGAAGAUGCGUUAGCUGUUGCCGAGGCUGAGUAUUUGGUGAAGGAAGCGAGAGACGUGAGACUGAUCAUUGCACAGAUACAUUUCUUGCAGAAGAACGUGGAUGAAGCAUUGAAGAGCUACGAGCAGCUAACAAGAGAGGAUCCGAAGGAUUUCAGACCUUAUUUUUGUCGAGGUAUGAUCUAUAGCUUGCUUGACAAGAACGUCGAAGCCAAGGAACAGUUUGCUAAGUACAGAGAGCUUUCUCCAAAGAAGUUUGAAGUAGAAGGGUACUUGAGAACUCCAUUAUCUAAAAUGAAGCUUUUUGGUGGUGGUGAUGACAACUGAGUUAGUCAGAUAGGUCUCAUAGUAUCAUAUCUGAGGAAUAAGACACGGAAGAUUAGAUGUUUUCCUGAGAAAUUAUGUUGGAAUUUUGCGAUGUAGAACUUUGAAAGUCAUCCAUUUUUGGAUCUUGUUUUGUUUA
Capsella rubella is the source of this 1218-nucleotide messenger RNA. RefSeq names its product protein SLOW GREEN 1, chloroplastic. The record is from RefSeq and is a predicted model, not a curated record. Lineage: Eukaryota; Viridiplantae; Streptophyta; Magnoliopsida; Brassicales; Brassicaceae. The transcript has a single exon. Gene Ontology annotation, molecular function: protein binding. The coding region runs from base 111 to 1082 and encodes 323 amino acids.